CCCCACUUUCCUUUCCUUCCUCAACCAAAACUCAUCUAGUCGGCACCUCCUUCAUUAUUUAUACGGCUCAAAAAACUUAUAACAACAAAAAAUCACUUAUCUUGAAUAAUCGAUUAUUUAUUCUCUUUAGUUAUAUCACUUUCUUUACAACCUCAAAACAACAAUGUCAUCACCAAACAAACCCAAACCCUUUCUCUCUUGGAAAUCUCGCAUUUCAAUUUCAUUUAUAAGCGCUUUAUCAGACGCAUCACGUCGCUCUAACGGCACCGUUAACCGCCGUUUUCUUAAUUUCUUAGAUCGCAAAUCUUCCCCUAACGCCAUCCCUGUUAACGGCGUUUCCACCAAAGACGUUAUCGUUAACGCAGAAGAUAACGUUUGGUUCCGUCUCUUCACACCCACCGCCGCCGUCAACUCCGCCGGAGAAGAUAACACCGACACCAAAACUGCCACCCUUCCGGUGAUCGUUUUCUUCCAUGGAGGUGGAUUCACCUAUCUCACCCCUGAUUCAUUUGCUUACGAUGCUGUUUGCCGGAGAUUCUGCCGGAAAAUCAAUGCUGUUGUCGUCUCCGUCAACUACCGUCACACACCGGAGCAUCGGUAUCCAUCGCAAUACGAAGACGGAGAAGCUGUUUUGAAAUAUUUGGACGAGAAUAAAACGGUUUUACCGGAAAAUGCUGACGUGUCAAAAUGUUUCCUCGCCGGAGACAGUGCCGGUGCAAAUUUAGCACAUCAUGUUGCGGUUCGGGUUUGUAAAGCGGGGCUCCGGGAAAUCCGGGUUAUUGGGUUGGUAUCCAUCCAGCCGUUUUUUGGAGGGGAGGAGAGGACGGAGGCGGAGAUUAGGCUCGAGGGAUCACCCUUAGUGUCGAUGGCGAGGACGGAUUGGAUGUGGAAAGCGUUUUUACCGGAGGGAUCAGACCGGGAUCAUGGCGCGGUUAAUGUAUGUGGGCCGAACGCGGAGGAUUUGUCGGGUUUGGAUUAUCCGGAUACGCUUGUUUUUAUUGGUGGAUUUGAUCCUUUAAAUGAUUGGCAAAAGAGGUAUUAUGAUUGGUUGAAGAAAUGUGGGAAAAAAGCUGAGUUAAUUCAAUAUCCAAAUAUGAUUCAUGCUUUUUAUAUUUUUCCUGAUUUGCCUGAAUCUGGUCAGUUGAUUAUGCAAGUCAAGGAUUUCAUCAGCAAAGUGUCCAAUUCUAGAUUAUGAUUUUUUUAGUAAUAAUAUUGUUAUGAUUGUUAUAUUAAUAAUAAUAAAUUCAUAGCUGUGUGGUAAUUUGAGGUUUGAUGUACUGUUAGUAGCAAUUAUGGACCACAACAUAUGAGAUGUUUAGGAUAUUUUUUUAUUUUUUUUGCUUUCACAUCGGUUUCAGACCCAUUAAAGGUGGACGAUUAAUCCAGCUAAAUUAACGAGUACAAUGUGGGUGUUCUUAAUUGCAAUGUUUUGUGUUCACAUUUUGGAAGUUUGAUAGUUUGUAUUGAAUUUAUAAUAUGGGUUUGCAUGAUUUGAUAUGCCAAA
Messenger RNA from Medicago truncatula (barrel medic), 1504 nucleotides. Its product is annotated as probable carboxylesterase 18. The coding region runs from base 164 to 1195 and encodes 343 amino acids. NCBI's taxonomy places the organism in Eukaryota, Viridiplantae, Streptophyta, Magnoliopsida, Fabales, Fabaceae. The record is from RefSeq and is a predicted model, not a curated record. Gene Ontology annotation, molecular function: carboxylic ester hydrolase activity. Gene Ontology annotation, biological process: pollen tube growth. The transcript has a single exon.